Messenger RNA from Solea solea (common sole), 6326 nucleotides. Its product is annotated as NLR family CARD domain-containing protein 3-like. Gene Ontology annotation, molecular function: protein binding. Lineage: Eukaryota; Metazoa; Chordata; Actinopteri; Pleuronectiformes; Soleidae. The transcript is spliced from 8 exons. The record is from RefSeq and is a predicted model, not a curated record.
GUUAAUAAGUAAUCCAGGAUCUAAUUUGACUUUUGCUCUCAAAACUGAGCUCAUCAGCUGACUUGAAUGCAGACAACAGCCCUUCAGUCACAUACAGAGUAGCCUAGCACCAUCUACUGGCACAAAUAUGUAAGUGACAUGAACAGCAGGUUUCAUAAAACACCUUCUCUGACAGAAAACUCCUGAUGUGUUACAGUUUUCUCUCGUGUGAUCACUGGACUGAACACAGAUCCACAUCAGACGUCCUCCAGGAAACAUGAAGGAGAUUUUCCACUCAAACUGAGAGAAUGACUGAAGUCCAGCAGAUGAGUGGUUGUGUGGAGGAAGAUGAGGACAGAGCAGAGUCUCCAGGACCCAGCGGUCUGUCUGUGAAGAGUGACCGGUGUAUGAAACCACCUUUAACCUUCAGUGAUGAACCUGGAGCCUCAGAGACAAAAGGUCAGAACCAGAGACAGAGAGCAGAGUCUCCAGGACCCAGCGGUCUGUCUGUGAAGAGUGACCGGUCUAUGAACAGACCUUUAAAGUUCCAUCAUGAACCUGGAGCCUCAGAGACAAAACACAAGUUUGCUGUUUCUGUGGACGAGCAGACGUCCCGCUGUCCUCUGUGUCAGGACGUCCUGAAGGAUCCAGUCUCCACCAGCUGCGAUCACCGGUUCUGCAGACACUGCAUCUCCUCAUACUGGGACCAGUCUGGUCCACCAGUAGACUCCCGCUGUCCCCAGUGUGGGAAAAGACCCAGGACAGGACGUGGACCACAGAGCAUCUUUGCAGAUGUUGGUCUGCAGAAGGUUCUAGAUGAACAUAAGAUCAGUCUGAGGAGCAGAUUUGAACAUGUGACUGAAGGAACUGAAGGAACAGGAAGUAGAACCCUCCUGAACAGGAUCUUCACUGAGCUCUACAUCACAGAGGGACAGAGUGAAGAGGUCAAUACUCAACAUGAGGUGAUGCAGCUGGAGACGACCUCCAAGAAGAAGAUGGUCCAGGACACUCCCAUCAAGUGCUGUGACAUCUUUAAAGCCUUACCUGACCUGCAGGGGAGCAUCAGAGUCGUCCUGACCAACGGCGUUGCUGGUGUUGGAAAAACCUUCUCGGUGCAGAAGUUCACUCUGGACUGGGCCGAGGGUUUGGAAAACCAGGAUGUGAAUCUGCUGAUUGUGCUCUCGUUCAGGGAGCUGAACCUGAUCAGAGAUCAGCAGCACAGUCUUCUCACGCUGCUCCAUGUUUUCUAUCCAACAUUAGAGAAGGUCAGAGCAGAGGAGCUUGCUGUCUGUAAACCUUUGUUCAUCUUUGACGGCCUGGAUGAAAGCAGACUCUCACUGGACUUCAGCAGCAGGACGCUGGUUUCUGACGUCACACACAUGUCAUCAGUCAACUCGCUGCUGACCAACCUCAUCCAGGGGAAUCUGCUUCCCUCGGCUCUCGUCUGGAUAACAUCUCGACCUGCGGCGGCCUAUCAGAUCCCUCCUACAUGUGUUGCCAGGGUAACAGAAGUACGAGGCUUCACUGACGACCAGAAGGACGAGUACUUCAGGAAGAGAUCCAGAACUGAAGAUCUGUCCAGCAGAAUCAUCUCACACAUCAAGACGUCCAGGAGCCUCCACAUCAUGUGUCAAGUCCCAGUCUUCUGCUGGAUCAGUGCUACAGUUCUGGAGCACAUGUUGACCACAGAGCAGAGAGGAGAGCUGCCCAAGACCCUGACAGACCUGUACUCACACUUCCUGCUGGUUCAGACCAAGAGGAAGAAGAAAAAGUACGAUAAAGGACAUGAGACAAGUCCACGGGAGCUGAUGGAGGCCGAUGGGGACUUUCUUCUGAAGCUGGGGAGGCUGGCCUUUGAACAUCUGCUGAAAGGAGACAUCAUGUUCUACCAAGAAGACCUGGAGCGGUGUGGUCUUAGUGUGACAGAGGCCUCGAUGUACUCAGGAGUUUGUACGGAGAUCUUCAGAAGAGAGAGCGUGAUCUUCCAGAAAUCAGUCUACUGUUUUGUUCAUCUGAGCAUUCAGGAGUUUCUGGCUGCAGUCUACAUGUUCCACUGUUUCAGACAAGAAGAUAAAGACAGGAAGACAGAGGUACUGCAGGACUUCUUCAGAAAAAAAGUUGAUGAUGAUGAUGGUGGUUACACUUCUCUGGAUGUGUUCCUGAAAGCAGCCAUGGAGAAAUCCCUUCAAAGUGAAAAUGGUCACCUGGACCUGUUUGUUCGCUUCCUUCAUGGACUCUGUCUGGAGUCCAACCACAGACUCUUAGGAGGUCUGCUGGGUCAGACUCAGAACAGUCCAGAAAUCAUCCGGAGGGUCAUUGAGAACCUGAAGAAGAUGAACACAGAGAACAUCUCACCUGACAGAAGCAUCAACAUCUUCCACUGUCUGACAGAGAUGAACGAGCAAUCAGUGCAUCAGGAGAUCCAAGAGUUCAUGAAGUCAAAGAACAGAGAACAGGAACUCUCUGAGAUCCACUGCUCAGCUCUGGCCUACAUGCUGCAGAUGUCUGAGGAUGUUCUGGAUGAGUUGGACCUGAACAAGUACAGAACAUCAUACCAGGGGAAACAGAGACUGAUUCCAGCUGUGAGGAACUGCAAGACGGCUCGGUUGAGGGGCUGCAGUUUGACAGAGAUCAGCUGUUCUUCUCUGGCCUCAGCUCUGAAGUCUAACCCCUCACACCUGAGAGACCUGGACCUGAGCUUGACCCAGCUGCACGAUUCAGGAGUGAAGCUGCUGUGUUCUGGACUGGAGAGUCCACAUUGUAGCCUGGAGACUCUGGGGUUGAGGGACUGCAGUUUGACAGAGAUCAGCUGUUCUUCUCUGGUCUCAGCUCUGAAGUCCAACCCCUCACACCUGAGAGACCUGGACCUGAGCUGGAACAAGCUGCAGGAUUCAGGAGUGAAGCUGCUGUGUUCUGGACUGGAGAGUCCACAUUGUAGACUGGAGACUCUGGGGUUGAGGGGCUGCAGUUUGACAGAGAUCAGCUGUUCUUCUCUGGUCUCAGCUCUGAAGUCCAACCCCUCACACCUGAGAGACCUGGACCUGAGUCAUAACCAGCUGCAGUAUUCAGCAGUGAAGCCUCUGUGUGAUCUUCAGAAGAGUCCAGACUACAGACUGGAGACUCUGAAGUGAGUAGAGUGUUGUUCUAAUCACAGUCAGACAAACAUCAGUGUUUCCUCAGUGAAGCUGUGACAGCACAAUAGUGACAGACUUCAUGAUUGGACACAAAGACACAGAGAGACAACAGACGAGCCACGAGCUGCUGCUACUCACAGACUAGAGCUGAGCGCCUCACAUGAUGAGCGUCCAUCAGCUGUUUGUAGUUUGACUUCAUCACAGAUUAUAGAUCCACUGUAUCAUACACUGUAAAAACAGCAGCACAUCUUGUUUGGUUAGAAAACGUCAAAGUAGCCACUUUCAGACUGGAACGUCAUUUUCCUUCAAACUCUGACAAAAGCAUCAAGAAAUGAGCAAAAUAUAAAGAAAUGAUCUUUAUCACAAGCAAAGAAAUGAAAGUGAGUCUUCUCUGACUUUAAGAAUUGACACCUUGGCAAGGGAGAACCCAAAAGCACGACAACGAGGCAGGAAAACGCAGAUUACUAAGUCCAAAAGCAGGAAUUCAGUCACAAACAGGCAAACACAUCAGAACAAGAAGACUAACUAGAAAUGCUGGAGCAAAAAACCAACACAAGACCAUCUGAAAAUGGGCUGCUAUAUAAUCACUGAGGGACUAAUGAGCCAAUGGAAAACCAGGUGAGGGAAAUGAGUUGAUUGCAUGGAAGAAAGAUGACAGGAGAACUAGUGACAAGACAUGGAAACAAAUGAAAAAGACAUGAAACAAACUAAGAGUUAGUGUAAGUACGUAAGUACAGAGAGAGUGAAUUUGACCUUUGUGUUUUAAACACAGCAGUAGUGAAGCAGGAGCAGCAGGGAUUUCAUUCAAACUGUUGUUUGUUACUGUUUAUUAAAGCUUACAUGAAGUUGUCAUUCUCUUCUUUUAAGACAAUGUUAGAGUUAGUUUUCUUCACUUUUUCUGUCAAAAAUGAGGACAAUUUCCCAGAAAGUAGACUUCAUUGACCUUUUUUUAAAAGUCUUCCACAAACACCUUCAAGUGUAAACCACAUAAAACCACGAGAAAGUCAUUUACAUUCACAUUAUAUCAAAUAACAUGAAGAGGCUGCAGACACAGACAUGAUAGUGACUCUGCUGUAAACAUGAACACUGGAGUGACAAACCCCGCCCCUUUCUGUUGGACCUCAGGUUAAAGCUCCGCCUCCAAGACUCUGUAACAUGAGUCAAAAUCAAAGUUCUCUCUGGUUUAAGGUUUAUAGACAAAUUCUGCAUGAACAGAAUAUAAACACAACUUUUUCCUGAAGAAAUAUGCAAAUGAGUGACGAGUAUCGUCACCGUGUGUGUGUGUGUGUGUGUGUGAGAGGCAACAUGAAACAGUGGCAACAACAAUUCAAUCAAAAAACCAAAUGUCCCUGAAAUAUAUCUACUAACAAAUACUUUCCAUCAAAGUACACAGAGUACGCAUUUAAGGCCACAGCUGAACAUGUGACCUUGACUUCCAUGUCAACAGAGAUGAACAUAAAGAAACAGCAACCCCUGCUGGUGAGGAGUAGUUCCUGCAGCACUAUAGAUGCACUAUAUGGACAAAAGUAUUUGAAUUGACGUGUUUCAAUGGGGCUUUGGACUCUCGGCCUCUUCUCUCAGUGAAGGACAAUCUGAAGUUCAGCAGACGCAGACAUUUCUACUCCAACAUGACUGUGUCCCAGUGGACAAAGCAACCACUAUAAAGACAUGAGCCCUGACCUUUAACCCCAUCCAGCACCUUUGGGAUGAACUGGAACAGAGAUUAAGAGCCAGACCUUGUGGUCCAGCAUCAGUGUGUGACCUCAUCAAUGCUCGACACAAUGAAUGGACACUAAUUCUCACAGAAACUUCAAAGUGUUGAGCAAAGUCUUCCAAGAAGAGUUGAAGCUGUUAAAGCUGCAAAACUCCAUAUGAAAAUACUGUGAAUGUAUUUGAAUACUUCAUAGUAGUCCAAAUACUUCUGUUGAUUUGUUUUCACACAACUCCAAACAACCAGUGUUUGGUGAAUGAGUGAAUGUGAGCUGUUGUAACAUGUGAUGUUAUUAUUCCACAUCUGAGCUGCAUCACUGACUCUGACUCUGACUCUCUGUCGUCUUCUCUCAACAGGUGGUGAACGUGAUGAAUGUGUGUGUGUGUGCGUGUGUGUGUGUGUGUGUGUGAGAGUGUGAGUGUGUGUGUGUGUGAGAGUGUGUGUGUUUGUGUGUGUGUGCGUGCGUGCGUGCGUGUGUGUGUGUGUGUGUGUGUGUGUGUGUGACGCUGCUUCAACAGAUCUGUGACAGAACUCCAACGAUGAUGGUGUGAUUUUUCACUCCUAACGUCCUGAACCUGUGACGAGCUGUUUCAACAUUUAACAUAAUGUGUCUUUAAUCCAAGAGUAUUCAUCUACAAUGUUAAUAAUAUCCAUAACCUUUAUUCCAUUAUGUAUAAUUACAUAUCUAACAGUUUACCCCUGACCAGUCAACAUGUGUUUCCUUUUCAUUUCCAUCAGUUAAAUGUAUCUAUGUUGUCUACUGAUGAGUUUUAAAAAAUGCUUUUUAAAUAUUUGACAGAAUAAUUGCUUCAAUAUUCAAAAACUCUAAACUCCAGCUCAUGAGAGCUAAUGAAAAUAAUGCCUGGUUCACAGUAUGUGGAGCUAAAGAGAGUGUUUGUUUUAAAUCAGUGGAAUGUUCCUUUGUUUACUUCAAACCUUAAAACAGUGCUUGUUGAUCCAUGAUUUCACUGAUCUUUUUGUGAAAUGAUGGUUUAUCAUUAUGGUCUGGUCCUUAGAACACUAAUGAGGCUUUUAGGGACUUUAAAGGGGGCUGAGACCUUGUUUUAGGGUUAGGCAUUUGAUUGUCAUGGUGAAGGUUCAGGAAUGCAUUCUGUCUACGAGUGUCCUCACUAAGAAUGCUGUACAAGAGUGUGUGUGUGUGUGUGGGGGGGGGGGGGGCUUGAGAUGUAUAGAAUGACUCAGCUCUUAUGAAACUAAGACACUGAUCCUGGUUUGGGUUUUUCCAGACAGAAAUGGUCCUAACAGGGUAACAAAUACAAGAACACACACAUAUUCUUGUACAGCAGUGGUCACCAACGUGGUGCCCGCGGGCUCAUUUCACUUCACCUCACUUGCAUGUAUCCAUAUGAUCACUGAGUAAAAUGUCUUUGAUAUUGUUUAUAAAACUGUGAUCAUCGUUAGUCAGCACUGAAAUGAAUGUGUAUGCAACUGAAUGCAUAAUAUUCAUCAUUUAAAUGGUCAUUAAAUGUAUGAAAUGUUAA